GUUACCUGUGCCGUGAGAAAAUCGAUCCCAGUUGGAAACUAUUUGGGCUUUUAUAUAUCUCAAGGCCCCCAUUUUUUGUUUGGUUGGUUUUGUUUUGUUUUUUUACCCUGUAGUCAUUAAAAGAAGGGAUUUUUUCUGGGAGGGCGCAUCUAUCUCCGCAGUUGGACGAGGUACCAGGGAAACUGUCUCUGGUGAACUAAAUAAGAGGGAAUGUUGACCAGGGAGCACCGCUGGGGCCGAACAGAGGAGCAGGAACCGGAGCUCAGGCUGAGUCCGAAAACUGUUGUCUCCAGACUUUGGCUCGGCGACGGUUGGAAGUGGGAGAUGGAGAUGCCAGAGGAACCCGCCGAUAGUGGACAUUUUCUACCCCCGGUUUAUAUUUACAGUCCCGAGUAUGUCAACAUAUGCGACUCCCUCGCCAAGGUCCCCAAACGGGCCAGUAUGGUCCACUCUCUAAUCGAAGCAUAUGCCCUGCAUAAACAAAUGAGGAUAGUAAAGCCCAAAGUGGCCUCCAUGGAGGACAUGGCCACCUUCCACACUGAUGGUUAUUUGCAACAUCUCCAGAAGGUUAGCCAAGAAGGUGAUGAGGACCAUCCGGAUUCCAUAGAGUAUGGAUUAGGUUAUGACUGCCCAGCCACAGAAGGGAUAUUUGACUAUGCAGCAGCUGUAGGAGGAGCUACUAUCACAGCUGCCCAGUGCCUGAUGGACGGGAAGUGUAAAAUAGCAAUUAACUGGUCUGGAGGGUGGCAUCAUGCAAAGAAAGAUGAAGCAUCUGGUUUUUGUUAUCUCAAUGAUGCUGUCCUGGGAAUAUUACGAUUGCAACGGAAAUUUGACCGUAUUCUCUAUGUGGAUUUGGAUCUACACCAUGGAGAUGGUGUACAAGAUGCCUUCAGUUUUACACCCAAAGUUAUGACUGUGUCCCUGCACAAAUUCUCUCCAGGAUUUUUUCCAGGAACAGGUGACAUGUCUGAUGUUGGCCUGGGGAAAGGACGAUACUAUAGUGUCAAUGUGCCCAUUCAGGAUGGCAUACAGGAUGAGAAGUACUAUCACAUCUGUGAAAGUGUACUAAAGGAGGUGUACCAGGCCUUCAAUCCUAAAGCAGUGGUUUUACAGCUGGGAGCAGAUACCAUUGCUGGGGAUCCAAUGUGUUCCUUUAACAUGACACCAGUGGGGAUCGGCAAGUGUCUGAAGUAUGUUCUUCAGUGGCAGUUGGCAACUCUGAUUUUAGGAGGAGGAGGCUAUAACCUUGCCAACACAGCUCGUUGCUGGACAUACUUGACCGGGGUCAUCCUAGGGAAAACACUAUCCUCUGAGAUCCCAGAUCAUGAGUUUUUCACAGCAUAUGGUCCUGAUUAUGUGCUGGAAAUCACGCCAAGCUGCCGGCCAGACCGCAAUGAGCCCCAACGCAUCCAGCAAAUCCUCGACUACAUCAAAGGGAAUCUGAAGCAUGUGGUCUAGUUGACAAAAAGAGAUCAGGUUUCCAGAGCUGGGAAGCAGUGCCUGUAAUGAAGACAGUGUGUUGAUGCAAGCAGUUUGUGGAAUUUGUGACUGCAGGGGAAAUUUGGAAGAAAUUACUUCCUGAAAAUUUCCAAGGGGCACCAAGUGGCAGCUGGCCUCCUAGGGUAAGGAGGCAGGCACCCCAGAGCCAGGCCUAGGGGGAAGAGGAAGAUAUUCAGUGUUUAAAGUGUUUAUUUUAAAACACACACAAAAAUGUUGUUUUUAAUCUUUCAAAAUUGUUUUUAAGCAAGUUGAGGGGGAGAAUUUUAUCUUCACAAAAGGGGACAAGUCAGAAGCUGCAGGAGAUUGUGGUUGGGGGAGGGGCAGUGGACAGGCAGGUUUGGACCUCAGGGCCAUUUAGGUAGAACCUUGUGGGGGAGGGAUAUCAGCAGACUGGGCGUUGAAUAGUCUACCACUUUUGUUUUAGUAUUAUGCACUCAUGUUGUUCUUAAUAAAAAGUUCAAA
Psammomys obesus (fat sand rat) is the source of this 1962-nucleotide messenger RNA. It is a transcript of the gene Hdac8, whose product is annotated as histone deacetylase 8. The transcript is spliced from 11 exons. The record is from RefSeq and is a predicted model, not a curated record. The coding region runs from base 211 to 1458 and encodes 415 amino acids. NCBI's taxonomy places the organism in Eukaryota, Metazoa, Chordata, Mammalia, Rodentia, Muridae. Gene Ontology annotation, molecular function: histone deacetylase activity.